Schistocerca americana (American grasshopper) is the source of this 1853-nucleotide messenger RNA. RefSeq names its product DCN1-like protein 4 (gene SCCRO4). Gene Ontology annotation, biological process: positive regulation of ubiquitin-protein transferase activity; protein neddylation. The transcript has 7 exons. The coding region runs from base 170 to 880 and encodes 236 amino acids. Gene Ontology annotation, molecular function: ubiquitin-like protein binding; ubiquitin conjugating enzyme binding; cullin family protein binding. Lineage: Eukaryota; Metazoa; Arthropoda; Insecta; Orthoptera; Acrididae. Gene Ontology annotation, cellular component: ubiquitin ligase complex. The record is from RefSeq and is a predicted model, not a curated record.
AGCGUUUCCAGAUACAGAUAGUCUCUGGAGUCACUGGGUUGUGUGUAUUGUAACAUGAUCUUUCCUUGUGUCACAGUUUAGUUUUGUGAGAGGAAGCCGGAGUGGAGGUGUGGUUAAGUUCUGAAGUUUUAAAGACCAGGUGCGUGAGGGGCGCACCUGUGAUCGCACCAUGCCACGAAACAAGAGGCGUAUCGAGCUCGUCACAGAAGAUGAGCGCCAGUUCAGCAAGCGUACAAGGAGUCAUGUCAGUUCUAGAAGAAUUGCAAGAGACAAUUCAGCAUUUACUCAGAGACGAUGUGUGCAGUUGUUUAGGGAAUACACUGCGCCUACUGAACCAGACACAUUGGGACCUGAAGGAAUGGAAAAAUUCUGUGCUGACAUUGGUGUGGAGCCAGAAAAUGUAGUAAUGCUGGUAUUAGCAUGGAAGAUGAAUGCAAGGCAAAUGGGAUUUUUUACUCUUAAUGAAUGGCUGAGAGGUUUUGUGGAUCUACAGUGUGAUACAAUUCCAAAAAUUCAGGCAAAGCUUGACUACCUAAAAUCUCUUCUGAAUGACUACAAUACAUUUAAAAGCAUCUAUAGAUAUGCAUAUGAUUUUGCUCGGGACAAGGAGCAACGCAGCAUGGACAUUGAGACUGCAAAGGCCAUGUUGAAGUUGUUGCUGGGAAAACAAUGGUCUCUCUUCAGUCAGUUCAACUCUUUCCUAGAAAGCUCAAAAUACAAAGUUAUUAAUAAAGACCAAUGGUGCAAUAUUUUUGAAUUCUCGCGUACUAUAGUGAAUGAUCUGUCUAAUUACGAUGUUGACGGUGCUUGGCCGGUGAUGCUGGACGAGUUCGUUGAGUGGCUUACUUCUGAGAGACAGGCUCAGCCUUACAGAAGCUGAAAGUAAGCUGUGUAGGAAUUUCCAUUGCUGUUGGAAACUUCUUUGCUUUCACCUUCAUACCCUGCACUGCUGAUUGGUUAUGUUUAAACCAAACACACACACUAAACAAUGUAACAGUUUUGUUAAGCCUCAUGUAAAAGUUACAGAUCAACGUUUACAAUUUACAGUCACGUAUUUGUAAAGUAACAGAGAUAUAUAUUGUUGCUCUAAGGUCCGAUUCAUAAAUACAUGUAAAGUACCUAAAUCAAUACGUUAUUUUUAAAUAUUGCUAAUUACAUGGUGCUCAUCACGUACAAUUGUUUAUUUGGCGUGGAGAAAGAAUUUGAGAUGUUGAAUAUGUGUAGUGAAAAUUAUCGAGUCAGACAAUGUAUGCACACGCUCUGUGACAAGAAAUUGACAAAAUUCUAUUUCACUCUGUUCUGUCUGAUGAUACUGCUUGUUUUUCCCCACUCAUACUGCAGCUAAUUAUGUAAUAUACAAUACAUUUGUGUGAAGAACUCAGUUCCUAACCACUGCUCAGCUCAAAGUCAAGUAAGUUUUGUUAUCAAACAUUCAUGUGAAUAGCGGGAAAAAGUGGUGAAAAAUGACCUUGGUAUCAAUAUAUUUUUAAAACAUUUCAUGUCACUACAGCUAGUUUAGCUGUUUAAUAGAGCAUUAACAAAUGAGGUGGAGAAAUAUGGAACAAUGUAAGGAGAAGAUUUGACCAAAGAAGAUAAUAUGAACUAUUUAAGUAUGUAGGAGUAUUUAAAGUGUGAUUUAUUAAAUUGGUUGAAACUUUGUGUGUCCGAAACUGUAGUAGGAAUUUUGUGUGUGUGUGUGUGUGUGUGUGUGUGUGUGUGUGUGUGUGUGUGUGUGUGUGUGUGUUUUCUCUGAAAAAAGUACUUUCAGCUAAUUGUGUGCCAACAUGAGCGCAGAGAGAGAGAGAGAGAGAGAGAGAGAGAGAGAGAGAGAGAGAGAGAGAGAGAGAGAGAGA